Molecule: messenger RNA, 2732 nt
Organism: Mirounga angustirostris (Northern elephant seal)
Lineage: Eukaryota; Metazoa; Chordata; Mammalia; Carnivora; Phocidae
Gene: TTC23
Product: tetratricopeptide repeat domain 23
Exons: 12
Coding region: 743-2083 (446 amino acids)
Molecular function (GO): protein binding
Source: RefSeq, a predicted model, not a curated record
UUUAGGACUCGGCCCAAUAUAAAAUUCCAAAAUACAGCAUCUUAAAGAUUCUUCAGGUAUUGAUUCAACUAACAAAUAAUCUUAGUGGCACAUCUAUAUCUCUACAGGGCAUAACUUAUAGUAGGUAUGCAAUAAAUAUUUCUUGAAUGACUUCUGUUAUAUGGGGAUAUAAAAUAAUAAAAUUAAGUCCCUCAAGCUCAUACUCUAGCUGGGAAAACGAGACUCAAAACAUUUAAGUCAAAACUUCUGGACAGUUUUUUUGUUUUUUUUAAGUAUUUAUUUGAGAGAGAGAGAAUGAGAGGGGGGACGGCCAGAGGGAGAAGCAGGCUCCCCACCCAACAGGGAGCCCAACGUGGGACUCCAUCCCUGGACUCCAGGAUCACGACUUGAGCCGAAGGCAGUUGCUUAACCGACUGAGCCCCCAGGCGCCCCUUCUGGACAGUUCUUGAUGCAUAGAUGCCUAUUGUAGACCACAGGUGCUUCAAGAGUGUAGAUCAGUGUGAGCUGAACUAUUCAGGGCGAGCUUCACAGUGAGCUUACGACCAAUUCAGUCCUGAGCAAUAGGCAAAAUUUCAGUAGAUCAAAAAGAAGGAUUUAAGUGUGUUUCUUGGUUCUAUCUAACUGAAUUGAAGGAAUUUCAACAACAACAACAAAAAAAGCAAAAAAACAACCUUAUGAUUGAAGAACACUAUGGGAGGAUGGGAGGAGUUCUUACUCGGACGAGGACAAUGUAUAUAAAAAUAUGCAAGAAUCCAAGGAAACCCCCAUAUCCAGUCACCUAGAUGAAAUUGUUGCAGCUGUCAGCGUAACGCCUAGAAAGAAGAUCCAAAACAAGCUGCCGCAGACAGCGCUAUUCCAGCCUCCUCGAGAGAAACUCCACCUCUGUGAAGAGAAAGCAAAGUCCUACUCUAGCAAUCACGAAUAUAAAGAGGCUGUCCAUGAGCUGGUGCGCUGCAUAGCGCUGACGAGAAUUUGCUACGGCGCCUCCCACUGGAAACUAGCGGAGGCACACAUUAGUCUGGCUCAGGGCUACCUCCAGCUGGAAGGACUGUCGCUGCAAGCAAAGCAACAUGCAGAAAAAGCCAAAGAAAUCCUCACCAACUCCAUUGUGCCUCCCUAUAACGACAAUACAGAUGUUUUCAAGUGUUCAAUUGAACUGUUCCAUACCAUGGGGAGAGCCUUACUCUCCCUUCAUAAAUUUAAGGAAGCUUCAGAGAAUUUGUCAAAGGCAGAGCAACUUGCAAAGGAGCUGCUGCAGUGUGGAAGGAUUAUAAAGGAGGAAUGGAUAGAAAUUCAAGCACGGAUCAAAUUGUCAUCUGCACAGAUAUAUCAAAGUCAGAAGAAACCAAAAGAAGCUCUGCCCCACUACCAAGAGGCUUUAGAAUAUACUGAGAUCAGUAGAGGUGAAAAAAGUUUUGAGUGUGUACCAAUAUUGAGGGAAUUAGCAGGUGUUGAGCAAGCCCUGGGACUUCACGACGCAUCUAUCAACCAUUUUCUACAGGCGCAUCUCAUCGCGCUGAGCAGUGGCCCCUCCCGAGAGGAGGCAGCAGUCUCCGCACAUUUCGUCGCCCACGCGGCCAUCGCUUCUGGGAGGACCGAACACCACGAUGUGGCCGAGAAGUAUUUUCAAGAGAGCAUGGCUAAUCUUAAGGAUGCUGAAGGGACGGGAAAAGCCAAAUUUCUUUCAAUUCAAGAUGAUUAUUGCCAUUUUCUACAAGUCACUGGACAAAAAGAGAGAGCAUCCUCAAUCCUGAGAGAGUCCCUGGAAGCCAAAGUGGCCAUGUUUGGUGAUCUCAGUCCCGAGGUGGCGGAGACCUACCGGCUGUUGGGUGGGGCCGACCUGGCUCAGGGGAACCACAGUGGGGCCCACAAGAAACUGAAGAAGUGUCUUCAGAUUCAGACGCUCUUGUACGGACUACAGGACAAGAGGACUCUGGCCACCCAGCAGACGGUGGACGUCCUGUCCAAGACCCCAGAGGUGGCCGUGAAGUCUAGGCAGGCCCCGAAAGCCAAACCAGCCUUCUACACCGGCGUGGCCCCGCACACUGUGCUGGGGAAGGCCCGGCCCAACGCGGCGGACUGAGCACCGCCCCCCCGCCCCCCCAGAGAGAGCUUUAGUCAUGCCUGGGCGCCGACACCGAGGGUCCCCUAUCAGCCUCUCCAACAAGAAGAUGGAAUCCGACAGCCGGUCAGGGUUUGCUCUUUGCAGACCUCCCGUGGGCCACGUUUGGACGGUGGAUACCCUCCAGGGUGAUCUGGUGCUUUAUAAAGAAUUUGUCUUUUUUGCCGCCCAAGUGGUUUUUCUCGCCAACAAAAACUUGUACCCAUCAGCACCGCUGGGGUUGCAAGGCUUCUCUUCAGAAGUUUACGAUUUCCUGUGUGUGAAUACAAUGUACAGUAUCUGGACGGAGAGCCCCUGGCAUAGAUCUGGAGUCAAGACUUGGAGCAAUACAAUUCUGGAAAAAGCCCUUUCUUAUAGAAGAUAAUAGGGAUUGAGAAUAAAAUGCUAAUGAGAGGAAACUUGGGAGUACUGGGGUUGGUAUGUAUUUUUAAAAUGAAGCUUGGGGCGCCUGGGUGGCUCAGUUGGUUGGGCGGCUGCCUUCGGCUCAGGUCACGAUCCUGGAGUCCCGGGAUCGAGUCCCACAUCGGGCUCCCUGCUCAGCGGGGGGUCUGCUUCUCCCUCUGACCCUCCCCCGUCUCAUUCUCUCUCUCAAAUGGAUAAAUAAAUAAAA